AUGAAGACGGCGACGACGAAGAUUUUCAACUACGCACGCGUGCCUUGCGCUUGCACAGCCAUGGACUUUAAGUCAAUAUGCGCAAAGGAUAUAUUUAAAAAAUCAGUUCAUAAGUAACCAUUGUACGGUGAAAACGUAGUAUCCACAUCGUUCACAACCACAAAAUAGAAUUGAUUCAAUUUCAAGCGAUUUGAAAAUUGUUCGGUGACAAGUUUGAAUAGAAAGAAUAGCAAGCCGUUUCUAUUUCGACUCUUUUCUGGUGUUGUAUUUUAAAUCAGUCAAAAUAAAUUGAAUUGUUAUUGAAAGUGCAACUAAAUUUUUUCCGCAAAUAAUAAUAGAAGAAGAAAAACGAAAGUUGAAACAAAAGUGAUUUUCCGGAAUUUGUUUGACAUUUUCACAACGAUCAUUUCAGAUACGCACACCGAUAAUUAGUAUUAUCAUUGGUCCAUUGUGCUUCGGAUAUUGUGCGUGUGUGUGUGCGCAGUUUGUGUUUGCUCUAUAGAUACAAAUUCGUCAUUGAAAAUACCGCUUAAACUUGAUACGCAAAUUACAUGAAUCGAAUUCUCUCGCUCUUCACACCGAGAACGAAGCAAAAUGAAAACAGAACGGAACGAAAUCUGAACGGGAAAAAUAUAUCGCACAGCGAGAGAGAAAAACGCGCAAUUAAAUUGCAUUGAAAAUAAUAUGUUUUGUAUUCAGCUCGAAUGUUUAAUAAAUUUACGUAGUGAGCGUGCGCUAACUGCAUCGGAAACAGGCAAAACAACCGAAAAGAAAGAAAUAAAAUAAAAGAAACAGUGAAGAGAAGAAAAAAGAAAACGAAAAAAAAACUCACUUUUGAAGUGACGACGAAUAAAGACAGGAAAUUAUUUAUAGCGGUGAAGAGCAAUUUUCCGUGAAUUGUGGUGCAAACAACAACAACCCUGACCGUAGUGUUAACGACAUCUUGCCAGUGGCUGUUCGUGUUGUUCCCAUUUGAUUCGGCACAAAAAUUAAAUCAGCGCUUGGACCAACGACCACCGCAUCAAAUUAUAACACACCGUUUUGCUGAACUUUUGACAGGCGCCCAGGCAUUUAAGCAUCGAGAGCCAAAACGAAAGAAGAAGAAAAAAACAUUGAAAAAUGAUCCAUGACGCAGCUAAUCAGGCGGCAUCGGUGCCAGAGGAGCUGUACAAUUUGACGCAGUUGGCUGAUGUAACUUUGGCGGCUGGCAAAUUAAGCACAACCAACAUUCAAACGAUAAAGGAUUACAUCAGAAGCGAAGAGUCAAUAGCACCUGCAACGCCGCACACAAUCAAUCGUCCAUUGCAAAUGACCGAAUUGAUUGUGAUGAAACGAAGUAAUUCGUCCGAUGCUUCAGACACAUCCAGCGAUACAAAUUCACCGCAAAAAUUACUCAGCGACGCCGGAUACAUGUCCGACAUGGAAUAUUUAGAUAAGAAAACAUUUUUAUAUGCAUUACAUUCGAAUCACAGCCAAUCAAUGGACACGGACACAUCAAUUGCUGACUCGAGCACCGCAUCAAUUAAAUCAGCAUUUAGCGAGCAGCGUCAAAGUUCAUUUUCAUCAUCCGAAGAUGACUCAACAUUCAACUAUUCGCACAAAAUAUUCGACAAACGGAAGUCACGCAAACUCCAUUAUCAAUCGCAGAGUUCGGAAAACAUGUUGAAAUCGGUCAAUCCAUUCAAUUCAAAUGCAAUGGUCAUCGAAACCGAAGACAGUAUGCUUUCGAUCAGCGAAACUGAGAGUAAUGAUGAUGGUGAUCGUCGACGAAAAAUCAAAUCGAGUUCAAUUGUCGACGAAGUGAAUGCGAGAGAGAAAAUGAACGCUGACUUAGCAUCCGAAACGGAAUCAAUGAACAGUAAUUGUGGAACAGAUGAUGUUCACACGUGCCCGGAGUGUGGCAAAAAGUACUCAACAUCAUCGAAUUUGGCCAGGCAUCGUCAAACCCAUCGUUCGUUACUCGAUAAAAAAGCUCGCCGCUGCCCACACUGUGACAAAGUAUAUGUCUCAAUACCAGCGUAUAGCAUGCAUCUUAAGGUGCACAAUCAAGGAUGCGAGUGUCCACAUUGUGGUAAGAGAUUCUCUCGUCCGUGGCUGUUGCAGGGUCAUAUUCGCACACAUACCGGUGAAAAACCGUUCCAGUGCUCAAUUUGCACGAAAUCAUUUGCUGACAAAUCAAAUCUACGUGCUCACAUACAGACUCAUUCAAACACUAAGCCACACACUUGUGGCCGAUGCGGUAAGGCAUUCGCUUUGAAAUCGUAUCUCUACAAACACGAAGAGUCUUCGUGCAUGCGAAACCAUUCGAAAUCCGACAAGGAGAAGAGCAAGCCGACGAUGCGAUCGAAAACAUCGAAAAAACUAACAACAUAUGGAAAUCAUUCCGUUGUUCUCAAGAAGAUUAAGGAGAUGGCCACCACCAGUGACACACCAAUAGAAUGUGUGAAUGCGAAAUCGAAUGCAACGUCGCAAGAGUGCAUCUUUUUGGAUGCCGGUUCCAAGAAAAGUUACAUCGAUCUAACCGAAGCAAAAGCAACCAUCGAACCAUAUCCUCGAAUCAGUGUCAUACGCACAGUCGGAUCACAGUCACCGUCCGCAUUGAAAUCCGAUCAAUUUGAAUUUUAUCAAGAAAAACCUGUUGAUUUCUCACCGAAACACAAGUACAAAUCGGAACUCACCAGCAACGAGAACAAAACCAUCUCAUUACCAAGUCAGUACACAACAAUGGUUGUGUGAUGAAUUCUUUUGUAACUGGUAGUUGUUAAGUUGAAUCAGAUGCGUUUUUUUCUGACGUAUGUACGAUAUGUACGGGCUAUGGAAGAAGUGGAAAAAGGAACAUUAUCUUUCGUUGAGCAUGAAAUGGUUGACACUCACUAUCGUUCAUUGCUACAAAAAAAUACACAUGUUCGAGGGUCGAAUUUGAAACCGUAUGUUUCGUCUUCCGUUUUCCAGCUCGAAUUUUUCUUUAUCAUUAAGACGAUGACAAUACUAUCUGAAACGACGAGAGACUUUUUUUCGAUUUGCGAAUAAAGUGCAUGGACCAAUAUAAAUUUAAGCAAUUUAGCUCGUAAGUUGUACAUUGAACUUAAAUCAACCCGCUGAAAACCAAAGUGCCAUUAAUUAGUUUAAGAAAAGCAACAAUUGUUUUGUUUUGUGAGAUCAAAUAAUUCGACACAAUCAAAACUGCAUGAAAAAAAUAUAUAAUGAAAUGUGAUAUAUGAACGAUACUUUGUUUGUUUAAGUUGUAAUUUGUAAGAUUUUUCUUUUGGUUAGUUAUAUAUCACAUUCAAAUCACACGCUUUUUGAUGUCGCUUUUGGACAUUCAGUAUGAAAAUAUUCAAAUCGAUUUAUCAAAUUCGUCUAAAUUAAUUCUGUAUCAUGUUAAGAUAAAAAAGCAUUUAAUGCUCUUCCUUCAUCCUGAGGAAUGACAAUUGAGCAACGAAUCAUAAACAGAUGACACUAUAGAUCAACGAUGUGAAGGAAUGUGUUAAGAUUAAUUCUUCUUUUUUUUAGUACGUAGAAUGAAGAAAAAAACAAUUCAAAUCAAAUGAGAUAUUCUAGUCUAACAUUGUAUUUAUCAACAUUUAAAUCAAGCACGAAAUGAGCAACAAAUUCAAACAAGAAAAAAAAGUGUUAAGGAAAUAUAUAUUCUGAUUUUAAUAUAAGACGUAGAUACGUAUACGCUAAAUAUGAUUUAGUCGACAGAGGAUACAGUGUGGCCGAUGAGGUGCAAUACAAAUGCUAAGUUAUUUAUAAGCAUUUGUUUUAGAUUCAUUCAAAUGCAUAUUUUUUCUGGAUACUUUAGCUAAUAAUUAGUCUAGUUAUCUUUACUUGAAAUAUGUUCGCAUUUCUAGCAGAAGACAAAACAAAAUCAGAGAAAAAAAAAUGGUUGAAAAAUUUUUCUUAUUUGAAUAGCGAUAGACGAUCUAGGCCAUUUUUAUAUCUAUCAUAUUUGAAACAGAGUUAUUAAGCCAUAAUCUAAAAUCUCGGAUAAUUGUGUGAGAAUUCAAUUGAAAAAGAGAGAGAAAAAAGUUAUAUAUGGCCUAAAGUAUUUGGAAAGAGGAGAAACAUCAUUUCCUAGGUAUUAGUUUGAUGCAAAUUAUCUCACAGUUUUUUUUUUCUUGUCUUUCUAGUUUUUUUUUUGUCGUUAUAAGAUUUCUUUUUAGUAUGUAAAUUGGAUUGAAGUGUGCAACAUGUAUCGAAACACAAAAUUGAGCCUGGAUUAUGAGCUUUGAUUCUGCUUGGCAAUGAGGCCAAAGUUUGAUAGUUUUUAGUUGUUUUUUCAAAAAAAAAAAUAGCUUUAGGAGGUCUUUUUUACAGAUAAAUUUUAGAAGGAAACAUUACAAUGUAUGUAUUUACUCUCAAUUUUGUAGUCAACUUUUUUUUUACGAUGAAUAAAGAAACGAAAGAAGACAAAGCCAAAAA
Sitodiplosis mosellana (orange wheat blossom midge) is the source of this 4425-nucleotide messenger RNA. Its product is annotated as zinc finger protein 267-like. The transcript has 6 exons. The record is from RefSeq and is a predicted model, not a curated record. Gene Ontology annotation, molecular function: RNA polymerase II cis-regulatory region sequence-specific DNA binding; DNA-binding transcription factor activity, RNA polymerase II-specific. NCBI's taxonomy places the organism in Eukaryota, Metazoa, Arthropoda, Insecta, Diptera, Cecidomyiidae. Gene Ontology annotation, biological process: regulation of DNA-templated transcription. The coding region runs from base 1120 to 2736 and encodes 538 amino acids.